CCGUAGGUAACAUAAUGUCCGGGGCUCAGGGCUAACCAUGUCAGGUAUUAACAGAGCGAGUGUGAUUAAAUGUGGGAGGUAGGAGCUGUGAGGCUGGCGGAGAGCGCUGCUGCCGCUGCGAGCUGGAAACUACUGAAUGGGAGUCUAACCGGCAACUUCACCAGACCGCUGUCUCACGGCGACACGGGGGCUCUGCGUAAAACCAAGCGGCGCGUCUCCAAGUCUGGGUCAGCCCAACUCACAGACGGAGAGGACGCUGAAGUUGGAUCGGGAGAGCAGCUUUUCACUUGUUACCGGCGCUCGGCUCCCACUAACAUGCCUGCCAUCAAAAAGGAGAGGCUGGAUGGAGACGACAUGGCAUUGACUGCGUUCAACCAGUCCGAAUACCUGGCCCCUUUAAAUGCUACAGCUAUCCCCGUGGUGACCCCGCAUCCGCCGCCGUACGACCACAUUUUCGCCCAUCACCGCGCGUACUUGGGGCUCCACGACUCGGCGCUGCAUCACCAGCACCUCCACCAUCACACGGACGACUUAAUGCUGGAGAGGUUCUCCUCCAUCCCAGACUUCCAGCCCUUCUUCGACAACGGGGAGCCGUGCAUCGAGGUGGAGUGCGGUGAAAACAAGGCGUUGCUUUAUAUCAAUAAAUUGUGUCAAGGUAGUAAGGGACCCUCGAUUAAAUACCGGGGCGAGUGGCUUACCCCCAACGAGUUCCAGUUUGUCAGUGGACGAGAGACUGCCAAAGAUUGGAAACGGAGUAUUAGACACAAAGGGAAAAGUCUCAAGACUCUUAUGUCCAAAGGGAUCUUACAGGUGCACCCUCCAAUCUGUGAUUGUCCCGGCUGUCGAAUUUCAUCUCCAGUGAACCGCGGACGCUUGGCAGAGAAACGCACCAUCCCUCUUCCCCCAAACCGGGUGCCCAAGAAGGAGCUGGCCUCCAUCUUCAGCAGUGACGACAGCGAAGGCAGCGAGCGGGCCAGUGGGGAUCAUGCCCACAUCAAACAAGAGGACGAGUUGCAUUACAGUAUCAUGAGAAAGAGUCGUGACAGUGACCUCUCUACAAUCAUCUCCAACCUGCACCACACCAGACAGCACGGCAUGCCCGAGGACGAGUCAGCCUCUGACCACAACACCAGUACUGGACACACAGAUGACCUUCUAGGCAAACGAAGAAGCUUCUCUCCCAACAGCAGCAGCGACUGUCCCUCUGACAGCAAGAAGUCACGUAGCGUAUCCCCCAAAGAGAACUCCCACAGCCCAGUGGUGGAGGCAGGCGGCAGCCACGGCAGCCACGGCCACAUGAGCCCUGAGGAGCACUACAGGCGCAUGAUGUCAGCGCUCAGUGAGCAAGGGUCCUAUGAGGAGCAGCAGCAACGGCUCUACCAGCUGGCAAGCAGCAUGGGUCUGCCUGGCCACGGUCAGUCCACAGGCUCUGUAUUUGUAGACAUGCUGCGUGCUCGCCAGGAGGCGUUGGCUGCAGCAGUGCGGAAUCCAGCGGCCUUAGAAGCUCACCUGCCCUCGGCGGGCAGCUCCUCUUCGUCCAGUCAGAGGCGCAAGCAGGGUCUUCCGCAGCACCGGGACGCACAUUACACUGACAGAGAAAUGUCCCACCCUCCACCCCUGCUGUCCCCUCCAACUGCCCCUCACAUCGCCUUAGGACCUCACCUGCGGCCUCCUUUCCUGGGCAUGCCCUCUGCUCUUUGCCAGGCCCCUGGUUACGGUUUCCUCCAACCAGCUCAAGCUGAGCUCUUUGCACGGCAACAGGAGAUGCUGAGGAAGCAGAAUCUGGCCAGACUUGAGAUGUCGGCAGAACUGCUGAGACAGAAAGAGUUGGAAAGUCUCCACCAGCGGCAGCAGCAGCAUCGUCUUCUGGGCUCCGACCCUUUGGGAGCUCUACCUCCUGGCCUGCCCCCCGACCAUCCAGCCCUGCGGAGCCUCCACGACAUCCCAGAAGGCCAUCCUCUUCGUGAGGAGCUGGCCCGCCGCUCAAAUGCAAUGUUGGUGCUUCGCCAUGGGGCUGCUACACCCCUCCUAACCCUCAACCACCACCACCAGCAUCAACAUCCAGGGCCACCCUCCACACCCAAAGACACCCUGGCACAGAGAUCCACUGCUGGGCCAGAUGCUGAAUCCAGGAAGGCCCCCCGCAGGGCCCCCCAGACACCGCUCCAUGCUGGGGAUCACACACGAGGAAGAGAGGACAGAGGAAGGGAGGGAGACAGGGAGGUGCAGGAUGAGGAGAUGAAGGACUCAGACAGUGAGACAGAGAUGUGUGAGGAGAGGCAGGACAGUGUCGGUGCCAAGUCCAGCAGUAAACCCAGGGACAGGGAGAGAGACGGGGGUAAAGAGACUGGCAGCAAGAGAGUGUGUGACAGUGCCAAGGACACUGGAGAGAGCUCAGGCAGGCUGAGCGCCCCUUGUAGUUCAGCAGGUACCGAGUCACCCAGUCGCCACCUUUUCACCUCCGGACUGGGCAAGUCUGAUGUCAAGUACCACCUGCCGCCUGGGUUCAUGCCACCGCUGCCUGCUCUUCACGCCCAGUCACUGCCCUUUGGAUUCCCCUACACCAACCCCUACUUUCACACGGGCUCUGUGGGAGGUCUUUUCAUGGAUGGGGAGGACUCAGCCACAGCAAUGCCUGUGGAGGACAUCAGCAAGUGGAGUGUGGAGGACGUGUGUGGCUUUAUAAGCAGCCUGGCCGGAUGUGCUGAAUACACACAGGUGUUUCGGGAGCAGGCCAUUGAUGGAGAGACAUUACCGCUACUCACUGAGGAGCACCUGCUCAACACCAUGGGACUAAAGCUGGGGCCUGCGCUCAAGAUCCGCUCACAGGUGGCGCGGCGUGUUGGCAGGCUUUUCUACAUGACUGGAUUCCCGCUGGCGUUCCCGUUUCCGCCUUCUGCCGCACUGCGCCCCCCAGAGCGUGAUCGGGACCCCCUCACAACGCCAUCUGACACCCCCCUGCCUCUCUCUCUGUCCCUGCCCCACAGACCCACUUCCACCAGCAGCAGCUCGUCUCCGUACAGCGGCCCCACCCCAGGGUGCUCUUCGCCCAAGCAGGAAAACAGUAACUGCUCCACGGUUGUGGGAAGAUAUGAGGCCAAAACUCCUUCGUAGGAGAGGAGAGGCAGGGGUGAGGAGGGCAUACCUGCCUCAAAACUAACCUUGACCCGGUGAGAUUGACUCCCCCCACCUUUGGACCUUUAUGUUGAAAUUUAGGGGACAAUAUUGGACUGUAUCCAACAAACCAAUCAACUUCUAAGUUCCUCUGCAGUGGCUAUAGCAGAGCAGAAUCCAAUCAAACUGGGUUGGAAGGGAGACACGUGAAGCGACAGAGGAACAGAAGACAGCUGGUCACAGACAGCCUGCCAAAAAAAGGAGCGAAGCCUUGCCACAAAUGCGACAUUCUUGCAAGUCAGACAGUCAGACGCUAGCGGAAACUCUUCCUUCCUUCCUGGGCUGGAGGAAGCUUUGCUCACUCACUUUCUUUCUCUUGUCUCCGUCUCUCUCACCACAAGCGCUGCAGAACCCAGGAAUUAAAAAGGAGACACCGCUCCCCUUUUUUCCUCUCCCUCGUUAGUUGAAGCAUAUGCUGAGCAGCACCAGAUCUGACCAGCUCCCUCUCAUCACUGCAACUAUGCAUUCCACUGUCCCGAUACCAAAGAUGACCGGAUGUGUGGAAUUGAAACCAUGUUUCACAACGUGUCUGCUUCUUUUUGCAUUAAUGUCUCAGAGAAAGACUGGUCCAACAGGGAAAUGCUAGGCUAGUGCCUCACACGGACUGUAUUUGAGGUGACAGGUCGAGCUGUCGUUUUACUGACGUACAAACGCUUAAAAAUGUUGGUGAAAUGGAAAUGCCUCAAUGGCGGCUUACGUCAUUGUAUGCUCGUGUUGACUACUGUGGGAGGUAGGAAAAACAUGCAAAAUUGUACAGAAUCAUGCUUAAGAUGAAAAUAUCCUGAAAGUUACAUACGUGGUACUUUUACUUUUUGUUAAAUGUAGUUGCACGAAUAAGGUUUUCUUGACUUGCUGAACUUUGGUGGUACUUUUGUUCAUACUCUUUUGUUCUGCCAUUUUUUUUAACGUGUAAUAUUAAAAGAUGCUCCAAUCUUGAAUGCUACUUCAGCAUAUAAAUGAGAAAAAAAUUAUUUAUAGGACUUUUGAUGUAGUAGAUAAAGCAGAUUAUGAUAUGUAUUAUAAUUAGCCCUUAAGAUGGAUUCCAAAGAUACUUUUACUUUGUUUUUCUCUUGGUUGCAGGGAAAAGAAAGGCACAAAGCUCUUAAUGCAAAUGUUUUGAAUUUGUUAUGGAUUUCUUUUUUAAUCUACGCAAGCAAUGAAUUAAAAAAAAUGGUCUCUAGAUUUCCCUUCAAAAGUUUUGUCUUCAUCCUAUUUUUCUAUUCACCACACAGGUGAAAUAAAUCCUA
This is a messenger RNA of Cottoperca gobio, 4421 nucleotides long. RefSeq names its product sterile alpha motif domain containing 11 (gene samd11). Gene Ontology annotation, molecular function: DNA binding; protein binding. The transcript is spliced from 13 exons. The record is from RefSeq and is a predicted model, not a curated record. Lineage: Eukaryota; Metazoa; Chordata; Actinopteri; Perciformes; Bovichtidae. Bases 70 to 3114 code for a protein of 1014 amino acids.